AUGGCUUCUGUUAUGGCUAUAGGUGCUGGCGCUGCCGUCGCGGCCUUUUUGGGCCGGGCUGGACUUGUCGCAUGGAGGCGAUCUCGAGGCGGCGUUGGAGCCAUGGGCAAGGCCUUCUACAAGGGCGGUUUCGAGCCCAAGAUGACCAAGAAGGAGGCUACUCUGAUCCUGUCUCUCAACGAGCGAGCUGUCACCAAGGACAAGGUCCGAAAGGCUCACCGAACUCUCAUGCUUCUUAACCAUCCCGAUCGAGGCGGCAGCCCCUACCUUGCGACCAAAGUCAACGAGGCCAAGGAGUUCCUGGACAAGAACAGUUAA
This is a messenger RNA of Fusarium tjaetaba, 318 nucleotides long. RefSeq names its product heat shock protein. Lineage: Eukaryota; Fungi; Ascomycota; Sordariomycetes; Hypocreales; Nectriaceae. The transcript is spliced from 3 exons. Bases 1 to 318 code for a protein of 105 amino acids. The record is from RefSeq and is a predicted model, not a curated record. Gene Ontology annotation, molecular function: ATPase activator activity. Gene Ontology annotation, biological process: protein import into mitochondrial matrix. Gene Ontology annotation, cellular component: PAM complex, Tim23 associated import motor.